AUGGAUUUCCCUCCCCGUCCGAGAAGCUCACGACAAGCACGACGAGCACAACAACCACGAUCCAGGCCCGUACCUCAAACGCCAGAAGAAAUUUACCAUCGCAUCAUCACGGCACCCAUCAACCUCGAGGGUAAUAUGAGCCGCCGUAGUGAACGCCUCAGCCUCAUGCAGAUAAAUGCUGAGCUCACGGCCUUGGAGGAAGCAUCUCGACAACAGCAACAGCAGCGACUCGAGACGGCGGAAAAAGAUGCUCUUGAAAAUACAGCGGAAGCGUCGCACGAAGAAGACUCGCAACGUAAGGGGACCAACCUCACCACUCCGACACUUCCAGCGGUCUUAUCUAUGGCAGAUUUUAGCCACGCCUCGAGCUCCUCAAACGCGGGUCUCUUCAACAAGCUCCCCGGCGAGCUGCGUAACGAAAUCUACUCAAACCUACACUACUCGGAUGCGAAGUCGAACCUCCCGGGCCACCUAGUACGACCACUCAGCAUCGGCGCUGCUCGAACACUGCUACCCAACAAGCAACUCCACACCGAACUCGACCAGCACUACACCAAAGAACUCACCUCCCUCUUCACCCGCGACAACGGCGCCGUCCACCUUCCAGGCGGUGCAGUAAUCACCUGGGCCUUCCUCCCCGACGACAGCAGCACCCUCCCAAGCAGCCGCCUCUACCUCGCCACCCCAGUCCUCAACCCCAAUACUACCAUUCGCCGCUCGCUUCGAUCUGAAACCAGCGCCUGCGUCUUCUGGCAGCACGGCAUCCGGAUCCGGCAGACGUCGCUGCGUCCUGAUUACGCGGCGAUUCAGACUUUCACGAAGUGGCUCGACUCGCGGGAGUGUGUGGCGUACAGGACUACGGAGAUGUACAAGGAGUUGAAGGCGUUGUUGAGGACGGUUGAGAAGCUGUCGCGGAAACUGGCGGGGAUUAGUGCGCCGCCUGCGAGGGCUGUGCGGGAGCCGUUGAUCGAGAGGCAUGUGGAUGUUAGGUUUCGAUGGUCUUAUGCUGAGGCGGGGUUGGAUGGGGAGUGGUAG
This is a messenger RNA of Fulvia fulva, 1035 nucleotides long. RefSeq lists its product as uncharacterized. The transcript has a single exon. Lineage: Eukaryota; Fungi; Ascomycota; Dothideomycetes; Mycosphaerellales; Mycosphaerellaceae. The coding region runs from base 1 to 1035 and encodes 344 amino acids. The record is from RefSeq and is a predicted model, not a curated record.